UUUGGUUUGGUUCGGCAGUUCAGUUCGGUCCGAGUGCCCAGGCUUUUGUAUAAUAAGCCGGUUUCUUGUGAAGACAAUGAUACUUGCGGUGCAAGGAGCAAGAACGCAUUCAAUUUUUGUUUUCUAAGCUCUGAUACAAAUGCGAACUACGGCUUGUAGAGAGAUUAUUUUCUUUAUACUUUUGUAUUUUAAUCUUCAUUCAAAGUGUCGGAGACAUGCGAGGGGGACGAGCUUUAUACUUUCUUAGAAGAACAACGACGACGUUAGCUCAGCAUUUGUGUCCGCUUAUUGCAAUGCCUCGUUUGGAGUUUAGUUCGUUUCUUGAAUUAAACCCUAGCGACGUCGUCUACACCCAUAACCGUAAAAUUGAUGGAUUGAUCAAAUCCGGAAACUUGAUAUCUGCACACGAAGUGUUCGAUGAAAUGUCUGUAAGAGAUGUUGUUACUUAUAAUCUUCUUAUUUCUGGGUAUAGUCGAAACGGGUGUUCUUUAAAAGCUAUUGAACUCUAUGCGGAGCUGGUCUCUUGUGGUCUUAGAGAGAGUGCUUCCACGUUUCCUUCGGUUCUCAGUGUGUGUAGUGAUGAAUUGUUCUGUAGAGAAGGAACUCAAGUUCAUUGUAGGGUGAUUUCGCUUGGGUUUGGAUGUAAUUUGUUUGUUAGAUCUGCAAUUGUUGGUCUUUAUGCGUCUUUGCGGCUUGUUGAUGUUGCAUUGAAGCUGUUUGAUGAAAUGCCUGAGAGAAAUUUAGCAGUUUGUAAUUUGCUGUUGAGAUGUUUUUGCGAGAGUGGAGAUCCAAAGCGAUUGUUUGGUGUGUUUCAAAGGAUGGAACUUGAAGGUGUAAUUGAGAAUGGGUUAACUUAUUGUUAUAUGAUCCGUGCUUGCUCUAAUGAUCGGUUGUUAUAUGAAGGGAAGCAAUUGCAUUCCCAAGUGAUUAAAUCUGGAUGGGACAUUUCUAAUAUAUUUGUGGCUAAUGCACUUGUGGAUUUUUACUCUGCUUGUGGCGAUUUGUUCGAUUCUAUGAAAUCAUUCAAUGUUGUCCCAGAAGAGGAUGUAAUAUCAUGGAACUCGAUUGUUUCUAUCUGUGCAGAUUAUGGUUCUGUGCUUGAUUCUCUUGAUUUGUUUAGCAAGAUGCAGUUUUGGGGGAAGAGACCUUCGAUACGGUCAUUCAUGUCAUUUCUGAAUUUCUGUAGCAGAAACAGUGAUAUUCAAUCCGGGAAGCAGAUCCAUUGCUAUGUUCUAAAAAUGGGUUUUGAUGUUCGAAGUCUUUAUGUCCAGUCUGCUUUGAUUGACAUGUAUGGAAAAUGCAAUGACAUUGACAGUUCUGUGUUGUUUACCAGAGUUUGCCUUGCUUGAGUUUGGAGUGCUGUAACUCGUUGAUGACUUCUCUGAUGUACUGUGGCAUCACUAAAGAUAUUUUUGAGAUGUUUGGUUUGAUGAUUGAUGAAGGA
Camelina sativa (false flax) is the source of this 1444-nucleotide messenger RNA. Its product is annotated as pentatricopeptide repeat-containing protein At1g74600, chloroplastic. Gene Ontology annotation, molecular function: protein binding; RNA binding. Gene Ontology annotation, biological process: RNA modification. The record is from RefSeq and is a predicted model, not a curated record. Lineage: Eukaryota; Viridiplantae; Streptophyta; Magnoliopsida; Brassicales; Brassicaceae.